UCUAAAUUCUGUCUGUUGUUUAUAUAUACUGUUCACGCGAUGUUAAAUUCGGAGCUGGAAACAUUUCUGAACCUUUGAAGUUUGAGAGAAGGCACAUCUGAAGAAAAAUGCUGGGGAGCAUUUGGAACUUCGUGAAACGCCAUCGAAGAAAAUUCUUGGUUCUUGGUGCAGUUGCAGGAGGUGCCUCACUCCUUUACAAGUAUGCUGAGUGGAAGUUGAAGGAAUGGAGAGAGACGGAAGAAGCAGAAUGCCUCGCAAUGGCUCGCAGAGCGCACCAUUUCGAGAGCAACCAGCGAACAUGCAACAUGACAGUUCUGUCCAUGAUUCCCAAGCUGAGAGAGCUGCUUCUUUACCAUCUCAACUCAGAAGAACUCAUCCAGAAACUGAAGUCGGGAACUGAAAACAAGGUUGUUGUUUGGAAUGAACUGAAAGUAGUCAGUUUCACAAGAAUGGUGGUCUCUGUGUACAGUACUGUGUUGCUGACAGCCUUUCUGAGAGUGCAGCUGAACAUCCUUGGAGGCUACAUGUACCUGGAUACACUGGCUGGGAAGAAUGGCUUGACAUAUUACCAGGUACAUGCCACCCAGGAUGUACAGAAGGAAUAUCUUGCCAUGGUACAAUACCUUCUUACAGAUGGUUUGACUGAGCUCAUAAAUCAUGUUCGAGAAGUUGUCCAGAAUGUUGUUGGAAGCAUAUCAUUACAGCAGCUUCUAAGCCUGUCAGACAUGGAGGAGAUCAUAGCCAAGGUCAGAGGUCAGGUAGAAACAACGCAGUAUGGAGGAGAAGUGGUGGUACCAGACUGUUCUAUUCACCCCCUGGGGAGGUAUCUCCUGAAGCCGGAGGGACUAGAUGGAGAGGAAUCUGCAUGUCGGCUCAGCGAUGACCAGCUUGUACUGAGCCAGAUGCAAAUAGAGACUAGGGAUUUAGUUGAAAGCCAUGAUUUUAGCUGUGUGAUGAAUUCUUGCCUUGAUAUCGGGUUCAGCCGUCUACUGGACAACAUGGCUGAGUUCUUUAGACCAGUCACAACUCGAAAUGGAGAAAGCCCAUGUGGACUCAAACUAGCCAUGGCCAAAGCCAUACCCAUUGUUAAUGGCCAGGUCAAUGCACUUUGCUGUGAUACUCCAAAUCAUUUUAUCCAGGAGCUGCUUCUGAUGCAGUGCGUGAAGGACUUUGCUUCCAAUGUUUACGAGGGCUUCAGCCAGCCUCCGGCCCAUGAAGAAAGAAAUGGCGACGUCAGGUCACCCAAUGAUAAUGGUAGUGUAGAAAGGAUUUAAGAGACAUUUGACACAUUAAUUGAAAUAAAUCAUUCUUGAUCCAACAUGUAUGCCAGCAUGUGGGACCGGCUAAAGACUGACGGAGAAGAGAGGUAAAGGUAACCAUUUUAGACGUAAAAGUGGCAGAGAAAAGAGGGGAAUAUAGCCAUUCUAGUGAAUAUGUCGCACAUUUAUGAGCUAACGUGGACUUCAGCAUGUGGAACCGGACAGAGAGUGACAGAGAGGAGAAUGAAAUUAUGCAACAAUUUUAUUGACUGUAAGAAAGUGAAAAAGAGCAUUAUGAAUCAACAUGGAUUUCAUCAUGCGGGACUUGCCAAAAAGUGACAGAGAGGAGAAAUAAAUCUGACCGUAAAAGAAUGACUACCACGAAGUGAAAUCCAACGUUUAUGAGCCAACAAGGAUUUCAGCGUGCGGGACUAGCCAGCGGGUGACAGAGGGGUAAAAGAAUGACUACCACAAAUUGAAAUAGAAUGUUGUGUACUGACAUGGAUUCCAGCACAUGGGACAUGCCAGAGAGUGAUGGAGAAGAGAGGAAAAGGUAACCCGUGACUAAUAACGAUGCUAGGAAGAAAGAGAAGCACAGUCGUCUGAAGUCAUCUGUUUUAUGUUUGUUUAUUUUUUAAAAGCAUGCAUAAAAUGUGCACAUGUGGGACUACAAAUUUGAGCUAAGUAUAUGGUAUCAACACAGGUUUGAAUAUUGUAAAUCCUUAUACAGAUUAUGAUAUGAAUGUAUUACUAUUAAGCAUCAAGUAUGAUAUUGCAGCAUUAUGUGUGAUGUACAUGUACAUUGGUUAAAGUGAUGUAAAUUCAAUUUUCAAAAUUCUGUAUGACCAAGUGCCUUGGUUUAACUGGAGGCUUAUUGCUUCUCAUCUUUUUUCAUGUCUUUUGAAUGAUUCCCUCAAACUUUUUGAUUGAUUCCUUAAUUUUGUCUUUAUAACGUUAUUGGUUAAUUUAAAUCAUAAUUGGUGUCAACCUGAGCCAAACUCUAGGAGGGGCUUGUGAAUAGGAUAACAAAAUAUGCAAUUUCGAUUUCCAAUCAUAAAUAUCUUGAUAAUCAGACUGGCGAUUGGCUUGUAAAAGUCAUGGGAUUCCUGACUGACCUAAAGGUUAAUAAUUAUCAUUGCAGCAUGAGCUAAAUCCAGGAUAUUGUUUCAGAAUCUGAGGCAAUGUUACUGAGUCACUUGAAUGUAUGCUGCUGUAAUAGCUACAACCCUAUUCUUUCUCAAGCUGAUGUUUGCCAUCUGGACCACUGUUACCUGUACCCCCUUCUCAAGUUUAUGAAAAGGCCCUACAAAAGGAGUUAGUGUACUCUCUGAAACCAUAUUAGAGCACUCUACCAAUUAAUUACGCUGCAGAACCAAUUCUUUGUUUAGCAUAAUCUUCUGCCACCUGUAGGCCCUUAUGAUCUUCUUUGCACUAUGUACCAAGUUGUAUGAGAGGAGUUGUUAAGAUUAGGCUAUAUUGUUGUCCAAAUGUAUUCUCUCCUCUGCUUUUGUUUGCCAUCUGCAGUGUGGUAAUCUUCCAAUUACUUAUCAAGUUCUAUGAAAGGAGUAUUCUAAAGGUUAGGUCAUGUUAUUCUUGCUUGCUAUUGUUUGUUAUCUGUUACAUGUAUGUUGUAGUCUUUACAUUACUUUACAAGUUGUAUGGAAGGACUUCAGUGUUCAUGAAGACCACAAACAUUCACAAUAGGCCUGUCUCCAUCAGCUCGAGUUUGCCAAAUACCUGCUAUUUUCAGACUCGGGAUAUUAUCCCAAAGCUCCAAAUUGCGUCUUCACUAGACCGAUAGGCUCAUCACAAACUAGCUUGUACAGGCGGGAUUUAGUGGAUAUUUGGUUAAGAAAAUAUCCAGCUAAUUGUAACUGCGGGCUGAUGAGGACGUGAUUGACUGGUUAACUUGCGAUCGGGGUACUUACAAUGGCGGGUUAUUUUGCAAACUCAAGCUGAUGAAAACAGGCCUACCGUAUUCCAGAGGCCAUUCUCUCCUUUGCUAUUGUUUGCUCUUUGCAGUGUUUGCCUAAUCUCCUCAUUUUCAUCAAUUUCAUGAGAAGGAUUCUUUGUAUUAUUCUUUAGGGAUCAGGAUAUAAUACCAAUUCACCCUAUUCAUCAUGUAAUUGCAUCAGGAUUAGGAAGAUAAAGACCAAGCACAUGUGUACUUGUUAGUGUACAUGAGUCAUCUUACAAGAAGGUUACUGUAUGUUUUUUUAAUCAUAACGCGGAGGGAAGGACUAUGAAUUUAGUUUCUAUCAUUUUAAGGUACUCAUCCAUCUAGUACAUAUAUGCAAUAUAUAUAUAUAAAGUUAUGAACCACUUGUGAUCCUAAUUUAUUGAUAUUUUUUGCUUGUUUUGAAUUAUGUAUGUCAAAAGAUAUAUGUGAUGUAAAAUACAGUUAACAACUAAAUUGUUCAUACCCUUACCAAGUUUUUUUUAAAUGUGAAAAUUGAUUUGUCCCCAUUUAUGUUUCUUGAGAAUAUGACAAUCAGCAAAGGUCUUAAUUCAACCAGUUCCCCUUCCAUUCUUACGAGGGUAAUGAGAACUUUUGUUAUAUGUUUAUAGAUAUGCAUACAUGUUUAAAUAUUAAUUAACUAUUUCAUUUUAUUUGACAUAAUAUAUGCUUUGUGAAUGUUGUUGUAUUUCUGACUUUGAAUUCGCAUGUGAAAUGACCAAAUGGUGUUGUAUAACUUGAUAUCAAGGAGGUUUAAAAUCAAAGGUUUCAUACCUUGAGUAUGGGCUAUAAUAUUUGGCAAUGUAAUAGAAAAGGAUAAGUGGUUAGAUCCCAACCAUCUUGGAUUUGCGCAAAUAACUUAGUUUCCCUCUUUUUUGUUGUUGAAAGGGCUACGUGUACAUUCGUCCCCGAUUUUACAACUUGCAAUGAAGAAUUAUUCAUAAUGGAAGAUUAUUUUUGAAGCCUGGUGUUUACCAACAAUUUCUUUUAUCAUUAACUUCCAACAAUGAAUGAGGAAAAUGUUGACAUUAUUGACAUUAAUUCAGUUGUUUUAUAUAUAUAUUAUGUGAAAUUUAUAUGUGUAUAGUUAUGUACACAUGACUGUGAUGAUUAUAAUUAUGUACAUAAUUGUUUUUAUAUUGCAAUAAUAACCGCUGUUACUACGAGCAGACUUGAUGAUUGAAAAAUAAAAAAGACUUGUAUACAUAA
Molecule: messenger RNA, 4425 nt
Organism: Strongylocentrotus purpuratus (purple sea urchin)
Lineage: Eukaryota; Metazoa; Echinodermata; Echinoidea; Camarodonta; Strongylocentrotidae
Product: peroxisomal biogenesis factor 3
Exons: 12
Coding region: 108-1274 (388 amino acids)
Biological process (GO): protein import into peroxisome membrane
Cellular component (GO): peroxisomal membrane
Molecular function (GO): protein-macromolecule adaptor activity
Source: RefSeq, a predicted model, not a curated record